Molecule: messenger RNA, 942 nt
Organism: Aphanomyces astaci
Lineage: Eukaryota; Oomycota; Saprolegniomycetes; Saprolegniales; Verrucalvaceae
Exons: 1
Coding region: 1-942 (313 amino acids)
Source: RefSeq, a predicted model, not a curated record
AUGACCAAGCCGUCCAAGAUGGCUGGUCAUACACAACACAUGCACCACAACUUGCCGCCCAUGACGCCAAUCCCGCUCACUGGUCCCCGCCGCAUUGGAUCGUGGCCGCUCGAGGAAAUCAAGUACACUCAUUUUCUGUCCGCGCUGUUCAAGUCCAGUCGGCUGGAAAACGUGCCGAGUGGCACGAGCCUUCGCCAAUGGCUGGGCAAGCAACUCAACUGCGCCCCCAUGCGCUUGAGCAAGAAGUUCGACAAGGUAUCAGGCAUGCUCGGGCUCGUCAAGUUUGAAGUGCGCCAAGACGUGCUGGAUGCUAUGACCCCCGCCCAGCGCCGCGCCCAGAUCAAGGAAAUGCACGACCUACGUACCAAGCUUGAGGUCGCCGUCGCGAGGGAGAUGGCAGGCUUGAAGCCGUUGGCCCAUCACUUGGAAAAGCACGGGCGACCCAUGGUGUCCGCAAGUGUCAUGCACGCAUCGCCCAAGAAGAAUCGCGCUCGCAAGUUUACUAACGACGACAACGACAUCCUGUUCAAGGGACGAUUGUCGCUGACUUCCAUGCUGCAAAGCACGGGGGACAUCGUGCCGCGCAAGUCGAAUCGAAAUUGUGUCCGUCGUAGCUACUCGUACGACUCAUCCGACGAGUCUGAGGUGGGGAUUAAGGACGAACACAUGGAGCCUUCCAUGGAGCCAUUGCCAUUUCAUCCCCCCACCGCAACGUCAGCAGCCGCCGAUUGGAACGCCGCUGCAGAAUGUCAUAUCACGGGGCGGCCUAGUGCCGCGUUGACGUUGGAAGACCUCGAAUGGAUUGGCCAGUUCAUGGACGAUUUGCCUUCGUUGGACACGACGGGGGACGCAUUUUGGACGUCGAUCCGUGAAAUCGACUGCCUGAAUCCGUACUCAACCCAGCUACUCGACACGUCCACCGAACAAACCCCGUCGACCUAA